This is a messenger RNA of Merops nubicus (carmine bee-eater), 870 nucleotides long. RefSeq names its product trafficking protein particle complex 3 (gene TRAPPC3). The record is from RefSeq and is a predicted model, not a curated record. Lineage: Eukaryota; Metazoa; Chordata; Aves; Coraciiformes; Meropidae. The transcript is spliced from 4 exons. Gene Ontology annotation, cellular component: cis-Golgi network membrane; cytosol; TRAPP complex. Gene Ontology annotation, biological process: intra-Golgi vesicle-mediated transport; endoplasmic reticulum to Golgi vesicle-mediated transport. The annotation marks the transcript as partial.
AACUCGGAGCUCUUCACGCUGACGUACGGCGCGCUGGUCACCCAGCUCUGCAAGGACUAUGAGAACGACGAGGACGUCAACAAGCAGCUUGACAAAAUGGGUUACAACAUCGGCGUCCGGCUCAUUGAAGACUUCCUGGCCCGGUCCAACGUUGGAAGGUGCCACGACUUCCGUGAAACUGCAGAUGUUAUUGCAAAGAUAGCAUUUAAAAUGUACCUGGGCAUCACUCCGAGCAUCACCAACUGGAGUCCUGGAGGGGACGAGUUCUCCCUCAUCUUGGAAAAUAACCCCUUGGUGGACUUCGUGGAGCUCCCUGACAACCACUCGACUCUCAUCUAUUCCAACUUGUUGUGUGGAGUGCUGCGAGGUGCCCUGGAAAUGGUUCAGAUGGCUGUAGAUGUGAAGUUUGUCCAGGACACGCUGAAGGGCGACAGCGUCACCGAGAUACGGAUGAAGUUCAUCAGGAGGAUUGAAGACAAUCUCCCAGCUGGGGAGGAGUGAGCCACAGCCCAGCCUCCCUUCAGGACUGGAGGGGACCAGCUGGUCUGGGCCAUUAGCUUUCGUCACAGACCCGCAGGGGUCUAGUGCCCCUGUACAUUCAGACAGACUCACUGACUGUUUAGGAUAUUGUUUUAUUCUUCUACUCCUCCUUCCAUCUUCUGCAGAAGACAACUGUCCAGUUGCUGUUGAUUCCACAGGCUCAUUCUGAAGCUUUUUCAUAAGGUGAUGUCUUUUUCGUACUCCCCCGGGGACUCUUUCUAACUCAGUUUCUAAUUGUGACGUUUGGUUGUGCAAGAACUACUGCUCAGAUGCUGGGGGAGCUCCAGCCUGGCCCAGUUUGUAUCCAGGUUUUAUUGCCAGAAUCAGAGA